AUGCCUCCCGCCGAGAAGAAGUGGGACGCCAACGCCGAGCGCGACCUCUGCGUCGCCGUCAUCAUGGGCGCUCAGGACGGCGAUCGCAUGCGCUACAACUGGCCCAAGGUUCACAGCGCCAUGGAAGCUCUGGGCUACUCCUUCACCAAGGAUGCCAUCUCCCAGCACUUUAGCAAGUCCAUCAUGCGCGACUUCAAGGCCCGCCACGGCGAAACUACCAACGGCAGCGCUUCCACUCCUACCUCCGUCCCCAAGAAGGCGACCCGAAAGCGCACCACUCCCGCCAAGGGCCGCAAGAAGAAGGCCGCAUCCGAGGAGGAUGACGACGACGAGACCAACGACCCCUUCGCCGACUCUCCCCUCGCCAAGAAGGUGAAGCGGAUGCAAGAGGAUGAGGAGAAGGACGUCAAGCCUGAUGAUCUCGGUGAUCGCAAGCGCGAGCGCAGUGCCACUGCCGCCAGCCAUGAGGCCAGAUUCGAGGCUUGGCUCGAUUCUGGCAAGCAGGAGGAGGCCUAG
Messenger RNA from Fusarium keratoplasticum, 516 nucleotides. RefSeq lists its product as uncharacterized. The coding region runs from base 1 to 516 and encodes 171 amino acids. The record is from RefSeq and is a predicted model, not a curated record. Lineage: Eukaryota; Fungi; Ascomycota; Sordariomycetes; Hypocreales; Nectriaceae. The transcript has 3 exons.